GUUACAAAGGGAAAGAGCAGGGAAUCGUGUUCGUGAACUUCGCUGUUGUCUUUAUAUGUACUUUUAGGUUUUUGUACUUUAAGUGGCUAAUUAAAAUGACCGACCAGUCGUCACUUCUCCUUAGAAAACAAUUAGCAGAACUUAAUAAGAACCCUGCUGAGGGCUUUUCGGCUGGUCUGAUCGACGACGAUGAUAUCUAUCAGUGGGAGGUUGUGAUUAUCGGUCCAGCAGAUACGUUGUUCGAGGGUGGAUUUUUUAAAGUGAACCUCACCUUUCCUCAUGACUAUCCACUUCGUCCUCCGAAGAUGAAAUUUGUUACAGAGAUCUGGCAUCCUAAUGUGGCAAAGAAUGGAGACGUCUGCAUCUCGAUCUUGCACGAACCAGGUGAGGACAAGUUCGGCUACGAGAAACCUGAAGAGCGCUGGCUGCCGAUCCACACCGUCGAGACGAUCAUGAUCAGCGUCAUAUCCAUGCUAGCUGACCCUAACAGCGACUCGCCGGCCAACGUGGAUGCUGCCAAAGAAUGGCGAGAGGAUCCAACUGGUGAGUUCAAAAGGAAAGUAGACCGAUGUGUAAGAAAAAGCCAGGAGAUGGCCUUCGACUAGAUCUUCCCUUUACUGCCACACUCACUUAAAUGACAGGAGAGCUUUAAAUUCAAGAGGUCAGAUAUCCAUCACACUGUGCCACAAAGAAAUGAAACUUUCUAAAAGCUGGAUCUUCUCUAAACUUGUAGUCGGAAGUAUUGUGUGUAUGUGUUUUGUAUGAGAGAAAAGAAGCUUAUUUAUUGUCUGCAUAAUGCUGAAGUUGAAUGCAUUACAUGACCUUUUUCGCUUUUCUUCCUCCCUGCCUCUGAGCCAUCUACUAUGUGCAAAGUCACUUAUGCAAAUUUCCCAGUUUCACACUCUCUGUAGCUGAAGAGAGCUGCAGCUCAUAGCGCAAAUAUCUCACUAAGGAGUCGCUGUGCUCCCUGCUGCCUUAAUUUAUCUCCUCUUGUACAAGACAGAAUUGUAUUCAGUGAUGUCAGAAUCUUCCUGUGUAUUUUAAAAAGCCAGAAAGAAGCCUCAUAUAAUAGAAAAUAUUUAAAUAUUUUUGUCUACUGUAAAUAUCUUGUAUUAUAGCCAUAUCAGUCUCACCAUCAAUUUGAGUUUCUCCUACAUAGUUUUUAUUAGUUUGUGGCUAUAAUUAAAGCUGCCAGCCACUGACGUACCACUUGUUCAGUAUUUGUUUUUAAAUCUUUAGUCCUUUACUCUUAAUUUGCCUCAUUUCUCAUUAAAAGCAUUGUCUUAAAUCUA
This is a messenger RNA of Clarias gariepinus (North African catfish), 1292 nucleotides long. RefSeq names its product ubiquitin-conjugating enzyme E2G 1b (UBC7 homolog, yeast) (gene ube2g1b). Gene Ontology annotation, molecular function: ubiquitin conjugating enzyme activity. Lineage: Eukaryota; Metazoa; Chordata; Actinopteri; Siluriformes; Clariidae. The coding region runs from base 96 to 605 and encodes 169 amino acids. The record is from RefSeq and is a predicted model, not a curated record. Gene Ontology annotation, biological process: protein polyubiquitination; proteasome-mediated ubiquitin-dependent protein catabolic process. The transcript is spliced from 6 exons.